AUGGCUGUAGGCUCUAAAUCUAUAAAGAGUGAUCUUGGAACAUAUUCAUUUUCUUGAAUCUCUGCAAAAAGAGUAGUAAACUUAUCAUCACAUUCUACAUCUCUUAUUGAAGAUUGCCUGUCACUUUUUAUUCCAUGCUCUAAGCAAAAAAGUUCUCAGCAACCAUUUCCAGCUUGAAUACCAGCUUGGCCAAUAUGAAUUGAUAUUAUUUCUCUCACUUUAAAAUUAUAA
Messenger RNA from Blepharisma stoltei, 231 nucleotides. NCBI's taxonomy places the organism in Eukaryota, Ciliophora, Heterotrichea, Heterotrichida, Blepharismidae. The record is from the annotation of a GenBank genome assembly.